Molecule: messenger RNA, 36675 nt
Organism: Xyrichtys novacula (pearly razorfish)
Lineage: Eukaryota; Metazoa; Chordata; Actinopteri; Labriformes; Labridae
Source: the annotation of a GenBank genome assembly
AUGAAUAACAAAGAUGACAAGAAGGAAAAAGAAGAGAGUCAUUCCCCCUGCAGGUAUGUGCUCUCUGUGGAAAACAGCUAUAAGGUCUCAGGUCACAUUUGCAUGAUGAUGCUUUUUCAUUCUUGUAAAGAAUUCAUUGUAAAUACCUGCCAAAAAAGAAAUUAUAUUAUAUUUGCAUGCAACAAGUUUUUACCUGUCAUUAUGAAUAAAUUAUAACAACAUACACCAUGGGAUUGUAGGUUAACCACGCUCACUCAGUCCACCAGCCCCUCUUUGACCCUGAACUCAGACUAACUAGGUUCAAGCAGGUUAGAGAAGCCAUUAGUGAUGAAGUGCGCUUUGCCUACAGGCUCAUUUUCAAUUAGAAACCACUGCAUUAUGGAAAUGCAACAUGCAGAUAUGAUACUCUUUUCACAGCACAAUAACAACAAUGAUCAUAAUUGUACACCAUGAGUGUGACGGCUCCUCGUGUGCAGCCUGAAAUGUACUUUCAGUCAUGCAGAACAUGAAGAAGUAUUUUGGAGCUCAUUAAAUCUGCUGCCGCUCAAGCUCUGUUUGUUUGUGAGCUGGAAACGUGGAUGUAAGCAAUCACACAACUGGAGCAGUGCUGAUAUCAGGGCUCUGUGCUCUUCAGCAGCAGAGUAAAUGUAGCAGAACAUGCCACCUAAGCUUCUGUAAAGUACACCAGAGCUUCACAAACAGCCUUUGAUUUAAUGCCUGAGUUUACUUUCUUUGUGUGUCUGACCUGAUUUAAAGCGUCUCAUGGGAUUACAGUUACAAGUUUUUGCUGUUGAUGCAUUUUUUUAAUCAACAAAUAUACUCAGAAUAAAUCUGUAUAUCUUUAACAAAAAUCAGCAAUAAGAAGAGACUGGGUUUUAUGCACUUUUUAAAACAUAUUAUGCAAGGCGCUGAUAAAGACAGUCCUGACUCCAAUUGGUUUGUUGAAGGAGAAAAUACUUACAACCAUUUGUGUUACAUUUUUUGUAUGUAACUAUGUGUAGCUAAAUUUAUACAUUUAUUACAGGCAGAUAGAGAGGCCUCUGUUUAUUUUAGACUGAUUACACAUUAUCUCCUCAGACUGACAUAGCAUGCUCAAGUUAGCAUCUGAAACUAUUCCUAUGAGAGAUAGUUUCAACAGCUCUACUGUCAUUGCACGGAUUGCAUGACAAGAUAUUGGUUUUGACCAAUAAGAAUCAUGUGUUCAACAAAGAUGGAUUAUAAAGAACUUAAAAUUUCUUGUCAAUUGUUUCACAAAGUAAAGUACAUAAUGAGAGAUUGUGAAAAAUGAAAAUAUAAUAAAAAUGCUCUGGUAUGACUGAUAAAUCUGAAAAACAGGCUAACCCUAACCCUAAGAACUAUUGGUGGUUAACCUGGAACCCUGAACUCUGGUUGUUCAUGUUACAUUCUUCGGGACAACAAACAAAAACAAGCAGUGUCAGCCUCUAAAAGGCUAAGUCUAAAUGUUUCACAGGUAUUUUAACAGCAGACAUUCGCUGAGUCACUCUCCUGAAGGAUUUGGGAUGUUUGCCUUGGGGCUUUUCAUUCUCUGGCUGUUGAAAUGAUCUCUCUGUAUAUAUGUUAAUAUAAUGAGGUAAUAUCUUUCCCUGUAGAGUCUGUCAAAGUGCCUCUCAGCCUGAUAUUGGUCUUGACUGGAGCGACCUGAGUGAAGCACUCAGCUAAAAAUAACUGCACUUGGUGUAGAAUAAUAACAUCUCCAGUCCUCAUUAUCAUCUCAAUUAUUCAGACUUUUUCCACAGCACACGCCACAUUCUGCUGAAAUGUGUUUCUUAUGCAGUUGGAUAUUAUUCCUGUUAUUUCAAGUAAUUUUUUUCAGCAAUCUAAAGGAUGUCCAGGAUGAUGGAGAUGGUGACGGUUACAGGGCUGGUGAUGUUUAUGAACUUGUGUAGCCGUGAGUAGGAGAUUAUAACUGUGUACAAUCCAUCCUCUCACAUAAUAAUGUUGGAUUUUUAUGCCUUUAUUGUGUUUGUUUGCCUCUUGGGCACAAUGUGAAAGUGUUUCAUUUGUCAGGAACCCACUUCUGUCAAAACAUAGCUUUGAGGUAUUCUCAUUGUUUGUUUUUUGGAGAUUUUUUUCCAUUCCUGAUUUAUUUUUCCUGCAUAUAUUAGAGCCCUUUGAGAUGAGAUUUUCAGUUCCUGACCCAGACACUCAGUGUAUCCCUCAGAGUUUAAAUGUCAGGAGUAUGGAGAUGACAGUGUUGGUUAUGUGUGUUGGCUUUUUUCCCUUUUUUCCUGCAGAUCUGAAGACAAACCUGAGCACCUGACUGAUGAUGAGAGGAGCACUCAUGAACCAGGACCAUCUUCUGGAGACAAGAAUACACAUAAAGCAAGAGGAGAAAAAAAACGGGAAGAGAAGAGGCCUGCUCUACAAAGUGAGCUCAACCAACAUGGUGUGUGUUUUAGUGAUCGGGCUUUACUAACCAGAAAAGACAGUGAAUUUGUGAUUCUAAUGAGAUAUGAUGAUUCAAAGUUAAUGAUACAGACAGAAAGAGAGUGGAGAAGAGCCUUGUCUGUCCUUGGCUGCACCUUUUGUCAAACCAGGAAGUGCGCUUCCUCCACAGCCAACUAACUUUAGAGAUAAAGGCUGUGUCUGAAAUGAAUCACUCAGUCCCUAACCCCUAACCCCCAUAUGGGGUUUCACUAUAUAGUUGACUAUGUAGUGAACUCAAUCACCAAAGGUUUCGGACACUACAUGGCAAGACGCUAUGCAUGACGGGAUGCCCACUACCGGUGAGUGACCAUCGGAUGGUCACUACAUUUUGCAAUGCUUUAUGGGAGAUUUUGAGUUGCCUGUAUGGGGCACUGGAAUUGAUCACUCAGGUUUCGGACACCCCUCAAAAUAGCGCUAACCCCCAUAUAGUCACCUAUAUGGUUAGGGAUCCAAUUCGGACACAGCCAAUGAAACAAAGAUUAGUUCAACAGAUGUGUGUGUAAUCUUGUGGAGUAAAAUGUUCAUUAAAAUGAUCAAAUACACAAUAUUAACCAAUACUUGAAAAACUGUUUUAAUCAAAUGAUACCUGCAAAUUAAAACCGGUGCUGCAACUAAUGGUGGUGUUGGGGAAACUAAUGAGGUAAAGGUGUGGGUGGGGGGCAUUAGCUGUCACUUAAAAGGCAAAAUUUUCUACAAACUGAUUUCUCAUCCUGGGCAAAUCCUGCUAGUGCUCAGUAGAAGUUGCCAUAGUGACAGAUCUAAUCACUCAAAUGGAGUUUGGGUUCAUGUUUGACAAAUGUCCCUUGGUUUAAUUAAAGAUGAGAAAAGGAUAUUAUGACUUAUUAGAUUCUUCAGCGAGUCACGAUUUCGAGUCCUUUUAACUGUUUCACAGGUAACUUAAAGAGGCAACACAACGCACGUGAACAUGAACAAAAGCCCUGGAUGAGAACUGGUAAGCACUAAAUAUGAGAGGUUUUCUCCUUGAAGUUCAAUGUAAAGUUUAUUUACAGGCUCUCCUGUUUGUCUUAUAGGUGCUGAUAUCACAGAUUACUAUAACUACGGUUUUGAUGAAGAGACCUGGAAAAACUAUUGUCAAAAACAGUUUGAACAUCGAGCUGCCAACAGAAAACUCAUCACUGUGAGAAAUCAUGCAGAAUCAUACAUGUGCAGAAGUUUAUGUGUAAUCAUUGAAUCUGAAAAUUCUUAGAAAAGAAGUUUAUUUAUCAUUUUAUUGUUUCAUACUGUUAGCUUGAUUGUAUAUUAAAUAAAAUUUGUGCAAUUAGGUUUUAAAAAUGAAAUAUUUACUAACUUUGAAGCAAAUCAAUCAGUUGUUUUAUCAAGCUGACUUUAGGAGCAAUGCACACAAAUUCGAAAGUGCAUGUACUUCCCUGUAGCUGUGCAAAUGGUACUAGACUUCUGUCUUCUUAUUCCUUUGAACUUUUUUACAUUCCUGCAAAAGGAAUUACAGUCUAAAAUCAUAAAAGACUACUUGAAGAAAAAAGUAAUGGGUUGAAGAAAGGGAGUGAUGUUGUUGUUGGUGUUCCUCUUAGGUCCAGAAGAGGCACUACACUCAUGAAGAAAGCGAGCCUGCUCCUUCUCCUUUCUCAAACUCUCCACCUGCCUCAGCUCUCAGGUUGGUGGUAACAUGUCUAUGUGUUGCUGUUGUUAUGUGUGUGUGUCCUCUCUCCUUUACUUCACCUCCUCCUCCUCCUCUGUGAAAACUCAGAGCUGAGCUCCUGCUGAAAGUGGCAGCUGGCUGUUUGUGUUUGUUUGUGACAUGACGGCUAUCAGGCUGCUGCCAUCUGUUUUCUGUGAUCUAAGAUGGGCUCAGCAUAAUGGGGUUGUAUUAGCGGGGGAUCCCAAAGUGUUGUCGUAAACACGGACUAAUGUUCAGCUGUGAAAGGGGCAAACUGACGGUUCUUUGAAGGCAGAUCCUCAGACAAAGAGGGCCUUAGUCCAGAUAAUUGAUCUGAGGCUUUGUGGUGGACGAUAUUUGACUGUUAAUGAUUUACUCAGACUUGAAGACUUUAUUUUGUCUGUUAUUUAAAUGCAUCCUCACUUUUUUUUAUCCACAACAACAUCUUGAAACGGGAAGAAAAUUAUUACCCUUUAUAUUACAACAUCAUUUUUCAAAUUAAGUAUCUCCCCCUCAAGACUGCAGUUCAUCUUUUGACUUACCUGCAUCAGAGAUAUUCGGAUCAGUGAAUCAAUUCUUUGCAAAUAUCUCUGCACAGUGCCAUUAAUAUGAACAACUUCUGGAGUUUUGACAUCUAAUUUCAGGUCUUUUCAUUUGUCUACUGAUGCCUUUAUUUCGCCAGCAGUGCAACAGCAGUUUCAGAACAUUUCUCACUGACAUUUACAGCUGCUAAAUUGUCAUGCAGCACACCUGCCCCCCUCAACAGUGAUGCUAUGUCUGUUUUAUAUGACCUAACAUGUGCUAUAUGUUUUAUUUUUGCUUUUAUUUGAUAUCAAUUUACCAAGUAUAUCAUGUCCUGGAAUCAGCAGCAGCUGUAGAUAUGGAAAUUUUUCCUCCAAAGUGUGGUCAGUACCUCCUUCAUUUAGACUUCCACCACUGUUAUUUACAAAGCUGAUAUCAGGAGUCCUGCCCCUUCUUGAUUCUGAAUGGUUGAUGACAGAAAAGUGACACCAGCGAGUGUUGCAAAAGUUAAACCUUCUAUUUUUCAUGCUUUCAUUGUUCAUAAUCGGGGAGUCUGUCGUUGCAUCAAGUACAAAAAGCAGAGUCAAGAGGAACACUAAGAUGCAAAUGCUACAGUAAUCCCUGUCCUGGGAAAAGGGGAGGGAGAAGAGGAAGAUGGGAAAAAAAAUCCUUGCCUAUGUACAAAUAAAUAGGUUAUUGGGCCGUAUCUGCUUGUACAUGAACACUGUCCUUCAUAAUAAUAAAGAAUAACACUACAAACAAAGGCAAGAUGAGCCACUACCAUAACAAACAAACAGUAAACAAAAAACUGAAUUAUUGUGAAUGCGUCUUUUCUUUUUAUUGUAUGCAGGUAAUGACAUAAAUAGUAGUUUUGCAUUCACUGAAUUAACAGACAUUCAUUUUCUUUAAAAGGUGGGGUAGGCAGGAUUCCGUUAAAGAAGCAUCUUUUUUGUGGUGUUUAUACAAAAAAGCUUUUAUCAGUCAAUAGCUAUAAGUCAUUGAUGACAUUUGGUAAAAUAACAAUAUUGCUGUGUUUUGUUAUGUCUGUAUAGUCAACAUUUUAAAUUUUCAGAGCGCUCCACUCUUUCUGACUGUAAACAAAGACAAACAAAGUAGCAUCAGUGCUUUUUACUUUCAUGUUGACUGGGCCCCAUUUGUAAUUAUCUGGAGUAUUUAUCUGCUAUAUACCUGAAUUUAAUUGGAACGAUACGAGCGAGCAGGAGCGUCUGUUUGUGGGCGGGGCUUGGUGGAGUAAAGAGGGGGUGGAGAGGAGGACCUGAGGGGAAAACUGGAGAGGAGGGGUAGUGUUUAAGGCGCUCCUCACACGAGGACGGCCCUGUAUUGUCUUGGCGUCGGCACCAAAAUAUGUAUCACUGUUUACACAUCGUAUUGUACAUAAGCUUAGUGCAUUCACAUGACAACGCAAAAUCCAUGCAAAAUCAGGUUCGGGUUGCGGGGCUGGUUCUGCUCAAGGUGGAUUCCACGACAACAAGUUGUGUAUGCGUAACAUGCUGCGUCUCUGCAUGAGUACUUGUUGCUGUUGUUGCUGUAGCCGGUGUUGUUGCUGUUCUAAAUGUUGGUAUAAAAGUCAUAGCAAUAUUUGUAGUUGCUGGAACAAGAACAAAAUCCCCCCAGCUACCACCAUUGUUGUUGUUGCUGUGUGUGUGACAACGCGGGUUGGGGGGCGGGGAGGAGGAGGGGUGCUAUGAGGUCACCGUCUUUUCUGGACUGAUCUAUUUAUACCAACUACGGCAUGAAGACGAAUACCCAGAUAUCCACCUGCAGACCCGUUUUUAAAAAAGAUGCAGAGAUGUGUGUCAAUAUCACCAGAUCGAUAGUUUAUUUUACCGGCGUCUUACAAAUUCGUUCUCAUGUAAAGACCACCUAAAUUUAAGGUUUCUCCCCAAAACUGUCACUUCCUCAGAUCCUGCCUACCCCACCUUUAGUUUGACCAUUAUAUAUGUUAAUAAUGAGAAAAGAGUUUUAACUGACAGUGUAGCAAUAAAAGUCAGCUGAUGCUCAAACUUUUUCUGUACCCAAGGCACAGAAACCCCUUCACUGAACUGCAUUGGUCCUUUAAAGAAGAUAGGUGCUGCAGGUGCUUAAAUUAGUGGAAACAGGCCCUUAAACUUUUACUCUGUUGCAUCAUAAGAUUUCACACCAAAGUAUCCACUAGUUAUGGUUUCUAGGUAAAACAAACAAGAAUUAUGGUUGGAAAUAUAUGGUUGAAUUAAUAUCACCUGCUGCAUCAUGGAUGCUGCUCACACAUGAAUGCAUCAGUAACACUGAGUCAUGCAUAAAAUCUAAUUUUCUGACUCAGGACCUUCUGCUCUGAAAUAUGAUGAUUUGAGUAUAUCUAAAUCUUAGUACUCCUGUAAUUAUUCUUUCUUUCCCUGAGAAUAAGAUGUUACUUCAUUAAACUCAUGUCUGCUUCAUGUUGUUGAACUGCUCUACCCUUCAGCGCCUCGUGUCGUGUCUCCUUCAUAUUUAUGUGAAGAUUUUAAGGGGGGGUGUUUGGGGCAGCAGAGCUGACUGCAGUCUGCAGGAGAUCAGCCUAAUAGUCCAGGUUCAUGUUGCUUUACAGCCAGUUGUCUCCCAUCAUUCCUGUACAUGCCCAUGAGCAGCAGAUGCCUGUCAUGUUGGUAAAUAACAUCAAUCCCACAUGCAUUUUGUUGUUAUUUAUGGACCAGGAGCUGCAGGCCUCGGAGUGUUUAGCUAUCCCACAUCCUCCCAUUAUCUGAAUGGCUGCAGAGGAUGAUGACUGACGGGGAGUCCACGCUUAAUUAAAGAUUUGUCCGCUGAUGAUGUUCCCCUCCAUCGGCAAGGUCCCGCUCCUCAGGGGAGGUCACACAGAUCUCCACUCUGUGUGACGCCAUGCCUCUGUUUUUUUUUGUGACAGGACUGGACCUGAGGGGAACCAGGAAGUCAAACUGUAGCACGCCAGAGAGCCGAAUACACUGUCUGCGAUGUAGAGCAUGAUGUGUUCAGUGAGGCUGUGAUCCAGCAGCUGUCUCUUUCUCUGACAGUCUGAAAAUAUGAAGCUUUCUUUUGAGAACUCUGCUGGAUUUGUUGAUCUGUGUGCGAGUCUCCCCUUUGCUGCUGCUUACCGAGCAGAAAGUCAGUCCUCUGGGAUCUGAGCGGACUCAGUCACGAUCGGUCUCCUGUUUUAUAUUCUACACUCCUGUCGUAGCGCAGUGUAAAAGAUACUGUGUGUUCUGUCUUUAGAGGUUUUGUGUUAAAUUUUUUAUCUGAGCUGAAGUGAGCAGAGGAGACCUUAAGGAUCUGGGAGCACUGCUUUAUUUAGACUCCAUUAGACCAACAUGUUAUUCGUUUUUCUACAAGCUUUUUCCAAAUGUUGAUUAAGUCUAACUGACAGAAAGGGGUUAGUGUCCCAUCUGCAUGCCUGCGUGUCUGUGUGUGGGUGUGGAUGUGUGUGCGUGUGUGUGUUAGCUGAGGGUGGGUGCUGUAAGGUCUGUGAGGGUCUCUUCUUAUUAUGAAGAAGGUUUGAUGACCCAGAUAAGGAGGUUUAAUGCACUAAUGGAUCUACAAAGGGUUGAAGCAGGGACACAGCGAGUCAGAUCAGGACUAAGAAAUGUCCCAUCUUUAAAAAUAUGAUAUUAGUGGUCUUGUAAACCAGUCGUAGACAAAACCUGACUCGGAUUUGUAAAACAUGAUUGACUGAGCUUUAUAUGAUCUGAUCUACAGACAGUCCCAUUCUAUCAUCAGUGCAUUUGGAAGACAACAUGGUCCCAGCAGGGAGGAAGAGCAGGGGUUUAUCAGUGAUGAAGGAGACAAAAUUGAGGUACAGAGUGAAUGAGUGUGUGUGUGACUGAGACACAGACACAGACUGUAGUUACCGGAGCUGUUAAUUUGCUGUUUUUACAUUGCAGGUGGUUAAUGAGGCAUCCCCUGAAGAGGACCCAAGCACCUCAUAUAUCCUGACCUCACCACCUGGUGCAGCAUACGCCCCUUUACCACGUAAGUAAACCCUCCUCCCCACAUACACACGAGAAAAAGGCAGCACCUUUAGCUUUGUCAUAACAUUGUGACUUUAUCUAAGUGAUAUCAGUAUUUUUAUAACCAAACAGCCACUAAAAGAAGUAGACUUGAAAAAUAAGCAUACAUCUUUGCAUAUCAGAUAUCAAUGAAAUCAUUAUAUGCAGUAAAAAUACAUAUUUUUUGGCAUUAACCUUAGACAUAAUUUAUUAUACACCAUUUAGACUGGGGUUCUGUCACUUAAAACAACCUGAAGUGACACAAUAAGACAAACAGCUCACUCAGCCAAUAAAUUGCUUUUAUCAGAACCUUGCUGCCAUUUAUAUUUUACAAAACAGCACAUCUACUUUCAUCAGAAGAUUCAUUACUUCCGUGCAACCUGCUGUAUCUGGCUCUGUUUUGAGGGCUUCUUGCCUUUCACUUGGAGAACAGAACAGAGCAGGCAUCAGUAAUAAUGGUGCAUUCCAUUUACCUCUGAAGUCAGAGCUGGAAAUGAUGUCACACCCGAGUUAUCAGCGUUUCAUUUACAAAGUCGGAAAAAAAGUAGCCAACGGCCAAAAAUGGAAGCAGAAACAAGAUGGCUACAUCUACGAAAGUUAUUUUCGCGCUUGCCUCGUCUGUAUAUAAACAACUCCUGGACAAAUAUGCAGUCCGUCUGCAACCUGCAAACACGGUGGAUGAAGAGGAAACACAAAGGUGCAGAAGGUAGCCUAUUAUUUCUCAUCACAGGAGCUUCUACAGUACUUAAUGUUUACAACUAGUGCAGCAAUCUUUAAGUGUCGACUCUGGGAUGUGUGGAUCGUACGAAUUUCUGAGUCAGAAAUCUAACCUAGGGGUUUAUUCCAGUUCCGACUCAGAGCUCAGAAAUCCCGACUUCCGAGUACAAAUGGAACGCACCAAAAUACAUCAGAUAUAGCAUUAGAGGAGGGGCUAGGGUGAAGGUGGAUUUGAGGUGGCAGCAGCAGGAACAAGUGGGUGAAAGCAUUUUGACAUUUGCCAAAUGGAUUCAUAAAAAGUAAAAGGCUGAGCUGUUGGCUGAUAUGGCUGGAGAUGGAAGCAGGGCUGAGCGUAACUGUUUGGCCUGCCUGAAAAAUUGCUUCUAGGUAGUGUGAAGACAACUCCAGAUAUUACUGGCUGGUGUUAUUCUGUAGUGCCCUCGGUCAUCUAAAGCUGAUCAUGAACACAUACGUUGUCUUUGUAAAGCCUAGGGUGCAGGUUUAAGUGAGAUCUGGCUAUUUCAGGUGCAAAGGACCCCAUUAGACCGCCCUUGUGGGCCACAUCAUGUAUCAUAAAGCUGCACAAAUGACUAACGGCGAUCUGACCGUGUGUGUGUUUCUCAAGCUCCAACACAUGUCAUAAUAAAUAAUCCAGUGCUGAAGGACAGAGGUGAACGUGUGUGUGUGUGUGUGUGUGUGCGUGUGUGUGUGCAUAUGUGUGCACAUGUGUGUGUGUGUCAUCCAGGUGCCGUCAGUCCUCACACUUCCUCUUGGUCUUUGUAGUGAAUCAGAUAGAAAUCCAGGAAGGCUCCCUGACCUGAGCCCACAGCUGGGCACAUGCCAUAUCUUCAUCUUCAAAGGUUCAAAAAUAGUCUCCUCCGGUUCAGACCCUCGUCUUACCCCUCACACUCCCCCCCUGUGAGCCCCAUACAGCCGGGUGAACCCGUGCCAGAGCUGCUAAUACUACCAAAAUACCAAACAUCCUGCCGGCUGUAGCUUUGAACAGUCUUCUCUAGCUUUGAAGUGUAUCUGUGUAGCUCUCAUCCAAACCCCUCCCCUUUCUUUAAGUUACAGGCCCAGCCUCCUUUUGUGAUGCAAAUGUGUAACAUGAUAAAAAUAGCCCCCUGGUGAAGAAGUGCAGGGCCAGCAUAUUGUGGCAUGAGAAAUGUGCUGAACAGACCGAGUGUGGGGAAUAGAGCCAAGGGAAGAAGAGGUUGUUUUUUCUUUGUUUGAUUUUCAGUUUGCCUUUGCUUCAGGUCACAUUAGACACUGCCUGUGUUUGAUACAUGAAGGUUUUAAGAGGAACUGUGUCAUUGUAGGUUGUUCUGGUGACAUUCAUCAGUGCAGCACAGUCAAGGUGAGGCUGUCUGCUGCUUUGUGCUGCAGCUAAUGUGUCAGUGUCCCACAGCCGGUUAUUGGGUCACCACAGUCAUGGCAGACACACAACCUGUUAGUGAGUGUCCUUUAGUUUAAAGCGACACACUGAUGUGUGGGUGUGCAGUUCAGACUGAAAUAACCACAAAAUUACAAGAUGUCCUUAAAUCAUCACUGAUGAGAACCACUGACCUUUAGAGCUCUGUGCAGCCUGACCCGGGGGUGGUGAGGGCUAGUAUGGAUAGUGUUGGUUCCAGGAUGUUGGGGUUUAUUGUUGAGCCAUCUAGAGGUGUCUUUUGUCCAACUUAAAUAGUCAGUAUGAUUCUGUGUAAUUAAAAGAAAUCAAUUUAAUGCACAAGUUUGACUUAAAGCUGGUGUUUAGAAUACAUGUAAAUAUAUUAGUUCCAAUGAAAUCAGAAAAAGCUUAACAAACAUACAUCAAUCACUCAAUCAGUCCAUCAAUAACACUCUAUUUGUAUCACAAUUGUCAUACAAAGAAGUGUAACACAAAGUGCUUUACAUAAACAGAAAAUCAUUAAAAUCUGAUUAUGUGAUAAGACCUGACAUGUAGGAACCCCUCCUCUCUUUUUCUUCUCUCCCAUAAUGACACGAGUGGCUGCGCUCUUUGCAGACGCAAGACAAACACACAAAUUAAGUGAGUCAUUCCAGCGAAUAAAGUAAAUAAAUUCACAACAUUUGCACAUCCAGAUAUGCCCUAAUUAAAUGAGUAGAUGAUUUUACUUGCACUUGGUCAGAACACGCCAUUAGCGAGGCUUGUACUAAAAAAAACUGAGUCAAAUCCCUACCCUGCAGUAGUCCCAGAGUUGCCAGGGUUGGCAGAUCCUCGAAUGACCAGCAUUUUAACGCCUCUACAGAAACCAAUGGAUGACAAUACUGAGACUGCAUUUAAUAUGGUCCUUACAAUGGUGGUUUCAGAAAUACCUAUACAGAUACAAGAACUUAAUCUAUCUCCAAAUGGAAAUUCAUUUGUCUGGAAUCUCAUCCCAUCCACUACUUUGGUCCAUUAAGGUAUAAUGAAGUGGAUUUAUUCAUGUUUUGUUUUUUUGGGGGGGGUUCAUAAAUAGCUUUGGGCCCCUGUCCAAAGCUUCCAUUCUCUUGUCUCUACAUUUCUUGUCUGUCGACAUUUUUCUGCAGGCUUAGUUCAUAAAAUAAAGAAAAAUCUUUAAAAGAACAACUGCAUUAAGCUUUCUGGCCUUGCUGUUUCCUAGAAAACAAAAAAAAUUGCAAGCAGUAAUUACUCUUGUUGAUCGAUUAAAUGGAAAGUCUGCCCUGGUAUUGAUCCCCUGAGCUCAGUGGUGGAAACAGCAGCUCUUUUUUCAGGAAGAAAUUGAAGGCUCUGCUCCGCUCACAGCGUGGCAAUGACGCUGUCACUUCAGGAGGAAUUGUGCACAUCUGUCCCUGCAGAUUGCUGCAGUUCAGAGGCAGGAGACAGUAGCUUUUACCUGAACAAUAAACCCCUCCUAACUCUGCUGUUACAGUGCAGGAUGGCUGCAUGUGGUGCGACGUGAAAUAUCAGCCCCAUCUUAAACCCUGCGGCCUGCAGCUCUGUGAAACAUUAGCAUGAGACAGAGAGCCACGCAAGCACAAUUAGCCCACAGCCAUUAGCUCUCUCAUAUGCUGCCAAGCAUGGAGCUCCAGCCCUCAUCAAACACUCAGCUGAGAUCUCCACAGGUAGAAACAAUUACUCACUCACGCUAACUCUCAUGAUACGUACACACAUGAUAGCAUGUGUGUGCGUUUAAGCUGCUGUUUACUCAGCGCACACGUGUCUGGCUGUGUGGGAACAACAUGUUCAAGUUGUAAUCACUUCUUAACACAUACUUUAAGCAUUUUGGACAUGCUCACUGAUUUUAUGAACUCUGGGUGUUUUCUCAUGCAGGACCUCUUUUUUUUAAUGAAACCGUUUUUCAGCUGUGUGCUCCCUGAUGAGUCGCUCUUUAGUUUUAGGUUUUCUUUCUUGAAAGGAGCAGCCUGAAGUUGCCCCGCAGCACUUCACCUCAGUUCUCCCUGUCUCAGACUGAUGUAGCUUUUUGUGUGUUUGCCUCUUAUAUCCCUCCCUUUAUUGUCACAAAGUGACUAAUAUCAAAGUCCUCAGAGGGUCGGUCUUUCAUAAAGAAUAGGUCAGACCCUCUGGACUCUGGAGGACCCGUGUCUGAAGGGAGGAAGAUGUUUUACAUUUCAUUUUCAAAGUGGAGUGCUCCGUUGUUAUACUCCAGCAGCUCCGAUUAUUCCUCCUCCUGUUUCAAAUGUUUUUCUGUAUUCUUUCUAUAGCUGAACACAGCUCUGAGCCACUUUCUCGUCAGGGGUCUUUAUGGAAGAAAAAGGGGAUGGCAUCCAGAUGUGGAAGUGUUUCUGCUUCCACUCUUCAAAGAAAUGUGUGUGUGUGUGUGUCUGUGUGUGUGUGUGUGUGUGUGUGUGUGUGUGCAUGCAUUUGAAUAUGUACAGAGGCUUGCCAGAGUGAGUGAUUAAAGACCGAUUGUGUUGCAUUGUCACGUAAAAUCCCAGCAUUAGAAGGAGAGGGGUCAUUAAGUGUGCACUCAGGCGUUUGACUCUCUCCCUUUUAUCGAUGGAAGACUUUUUGUUGUUCUGACAUUUUGAGGCUGAUCUGCUUUCUCGACAAGCACCAUCAAUUAUUAGUUACGUUGUUAGAUGUUGGUGACAAUGUUUUUGAAUCUGGGGCUUUUGUUUCACAUCUCGAUGCUGGCAGAUCACAUCUUCCCACACUUAACAUGCAGUCCUCAUUCCUUAAAUCUGUCCAAUUGAAAUAUUUGUUCUGUGUUGGACAACACUCACUUGCGCAAUAUGCUCUUUUGUUGCUUUUGGCUGAUACAUCUCGUGUUAACUUUGUUUUCUAACGAGUAUCAGUCCAAAUUGUUCUUGGUUUGGGUGGUUUUGGUUUCUUACAAAGUGGAGUUAAAAAAAAUGGUUGAAAACAAAGAGGCAAGUUGUUUCUUCAACAAGUGCUUUUACAGUCAGAGAAGUUGUAUCUUUUAUUCUUUUUUUCCUAUCUGUGAUAUCUAUUAUCACAACUGCUUAUGGCUGAAGUUAGUUUGAAGAGAUCUGCAGUUUAGAGGUGCUCUCACCAGCUCUGCUGCUGUUGCUGCUCUCCAGUAGCUUCUCAGGCUGCGCUUUGUAUCUGUACCUGCUAACUGUCAGUUUUCCUCCACUUUAAAAAUCUGCCUGAGAAGGACACUUAGGUUUUUGUCACGGUGUCAACAGGCAGAGGGAAAUGUACGAAAGAGGAUUAGGUUCACCAGAAGAGAAAAAAUAAUUAUAAGAGGAAGAUUUUUUUAACUUCCAUUUCCAAAAAAAAAAUUCAAAAAAAGUUGAAAUUUCGAGAUUAAAUCGAAAUUUCGAAAAGUUGAAAUUUUGGCUUUGUUCAUUUUGACUUUAAUCUUGAAAUGUCUACUCUUAUCUCAAAAUUUAAUUUUUUUUAUUCUCAAAAUUUCGACAUCAUUCACAGCAUUUCGACAUUUUGUAAUCUUGAAAUUUUGAAAUGAUGUGAAUAAUAAUAAUAUAUAUAAUAAAUAUAAGAAUUAUAGUUGUAAAAAUAAUAACUAUAAUCUCGAGAUUUCAAUUUUUGAUCUUGGAAUUUUGGCUUUAUUGACAUAAUUCUGAUUUUUUUUUUAACCACCAAAUUUCGUCUUUAAUCUCCUUCCUGUAAUUAUUUUUUUCUUUAUGUGGCCCUGAUCCUCUUUCAUAGAAAUUUGAUGGACUUCUCCAUGUAGACUGAAUUGAUAUGACUUGUGUGAUCAGCAUGGGUGCCUUCUUCUGGGAGGACACCCUGAGGUAUGCCCAGAAUGCACUGGAGAGAUUAUAGUCCUAUCUGGCCCGGAAAAGCCUCAAAUCAUCCAGAGGGAGCUGUUAAGUGUGGAGCUGUGGAGAGACAUAUAUGGAUGGAUGGAUGGAUGGAUGGAUGGAUGGAUGGAUGUGUGGAUGGAUGGAUGGAUGGAUGGUCGGUCGGUCGGUCAUGUUGUGACUUUUACUGGUGGAUAUUUCAUACAAGAAGUCAUGAUUAUCUGAGCAUUCAUUGAGCAUCAAUCAAUGGGUCAGUAAGUAUUGUCAAGUGUUACCAGAAGAGCUUCUGCAAGAAACAAUAAAUCACAUUACACACCAUUGUAUUUUUACUUCUGUAUGAGUAAUUAAAAAAAUCUCUAUCUGAACUGUGAAGAGACAGUCGCCUUUACCUGAACAGUAUUAUUAACAGUGUUAUUUGAGAUGAAGGAGGGUUUCAUGUUUAACUCAGAUCUAUCACAUUCUUCUGUUUUCCUUCACACAGGUGACUUUUGCAGACCGAGGCACUGUUCUAACAUAAAACGAGCUCCAAUCAGGUGAGUCUGCCCCAGUAUCAGUGCGUGUGUGCAUGUAUGUCGUAUGUGCCUAUGCAGCAGUAUCAGAGAAGGAGAAACUGCAGGUGGAGACAGGUUCAGGACACAGUACACAGAUCUCUGUUCCAGCAGGUUUGUCUCAGGUGCAGAUGCAGGUAAGAAACAAACUCAGCAGAAACAUGGGAGAUAAAGAAGGAAAUCGUUAAUCAGAGAUUGCACUAGAAAUUAUUAAUAAAAAACACAUUGAUGCUGAAAACUUGAAACUAAGUAAUUGCAGUUGGAAGCAGUUUUUGGUUCUCCUGUGACACUGAAGGACAAACUGUGUUGAACUUUUUUUUUUUUUUUCACUGCGAGCAGGAUCAGUGUAAUCUCUGCACACUGAGCUGAGAGCUCAUCUCACAGCUGGACUUUUGGCCAAAUAAGGUAGAAAGCAGGACAGCAACCUUGUUUGUGCGUGUUUAUCAGUACCAAAGACAUCCUCCACUCCCUCUUCCGAUCUAUGUCACAACCUGUUUACAAACUCCCUCAUUUCAGCCUUAAUUUACACUCUUAAGAUCAUAAGUGGGCCACACUGUACCUCCAGCAGCAGCGGAUUUUCUUACAGGACCCUGAACACAGCUCCGGUCCAGAUUAGAGCUUGUUUCUCUUGGAUGUUGUUUGAAUACAGACCGUCUAACUCAAUCUGCCUGUUUGUCUGUCUCUCCAGCUUCCUGUCCCUCAUCUUUUCUCUAUUUUUCUUUGUCCUACUCUCUUUCUCUUCUUUACUUCAUUUGCUGUGUCUACGUGUGUCUGAAUCCGCUCUGUACUCUGUCCCAAAAAGAAGGUUUUUCCUCAGUCCAUCUGCCAAAUCCUCACAUCCUUCAGGGACUUACAGUUCCUCUGAACUCUGCCAACCAUCUCCAGUACGCUUUAUGAAUCAUUUCCUUUUAAACUUUUCUCCAACACACACAUGUGCAGAGACUCCACACAGUCCCUGCCUCUCUGUUGGUGCUCAGACUCUCCCUCAGGGAUAUUAGGAACAGCAGGUAUUUCUGGCAAGAUAUGGCACCUGGCUUCCUGAGCAGUGUGGAGGGCCAGCGGCACAUAGUGCUCCAAAUGUCCAUAUUUAGUUUUUGAACAAAAGAUGAGUUCAUUUGCCAAAGAUGUGCUUUUGAAGGGGGAUUGGUACUAUGAUGCUGCUUCUUCACAUUUAUAGUUUCUGGUCAUUCACACUCGCUCAUUCAGUCUUAGUCUAAGUUUAAGGUGUUAGUCAGAUAAGGGGGGGAAAGUGAGCGCAGACUUCAUUAGGGGGAGCAGAGAAGUACAAAAAGUAAAUAAGUCAAACCAGAUGAUCAACUUUGGAGUGCAGUCUGAUCAAAGUCGACUACCACUGUACACACAGAUGAGUUUCAUCUAAAAGCUUCAGUGAUGGGAAGAGAAGCACUGUUGUGAUAAUGAAGGUACUAAAGGAUAAUCUCUGGCACUGGCUACCAUUUUUUUGUGAUUUGGAUUGAUGAUAAUCCAUGUGACUAAUUUGAUCAUCAUGCUGGCAUCAGACAUCACAUCACAUACUGUACAUAGUGUUGAAGCUGAUUCUUGCUGUAUAUACUACAACUGUCACAAAUAGCCCACUCUCCUGCCUUCUAAAUAAAGAAGAGGUUUCAUACUCCUCAUCUGGUCUUAAAGGUGCAGUGUAUAAAAAUGGGAUUAAACCCUUUCAGUAUUAGUAAACAGUAUGAUUUUUGAGUGGACGUGGCUUAGAUGGGGAGACAUCUUAGCCAGCAUGAGCCAGAAAUGAUUUUUGCUUAUUUUCAUCAACAGUGAAAGCACACACAGGCUUGUCUAAAUAUAAAGGGGUCACUAACUCUCUUGAAUUUGAAUAUGACUUUAUUGUACAUAAACAAGUUAACUUAAACAAGAGAUAUAUGUUAACCUCCAGUAUCUGUUUCCGUUCAACUAACAUGUGACAUCAAUGUGACCUAAGCUCUCAAAAGGUCUGUAUUAAGCAGUAUCCAGCAGCCAGAUUCUGAAUUAAAAUGCCCCCUUGUUCAUCCCCUCAAUUCAAAUCAUAUGAAUAAAGAUUAUAUUGGGGUAUAUUAAAUUGCAAUCACAAUAUUAGUAAAAAAAAAUUACAACUAGAUUGUUUUCUUAAAUCUUUCAGCUUUGAUUUGUCUGCAUAACUAAGAGGAAAAAUCAUCAGGGUCUUUAUUUCACGGUCUUCAAGGACAUUUGUUUGAACAUUUUACCAUCAAAAACAUCCUCCACUACAAAUUCACUCAGGAUCACUUUAGUCAAAAUUAAUUAUUUAUUACAAGCAAACAUUUUUACAUUGGUAGUAUGGCUCUGUUCUGAGAGUUCCCUGCCCUUCCAUGCGCUUGCAUGGAAUGCCACGGCUAUGUGCAUACAUGAAAAGCAAAGGCAGAGGAAGCCGCAGCAAAUAAAUACAGUAUGAUAAAGAUAAAUAAAUUAAAACCCCCUCACAGAACAGAGCAAGCAUCAGUGACAAUAUAUAUGACACUUGUAAGAUCAGACAUGACAUAAGCAGGAGGAGCUGGGGUGGAUGUGGGUUGCAGAGUGGUUGCAGCAGGCAGAGUAGGCAGGAGAAGCAGGUUAAAUGGGGUGCCAUUUUGACAUUAGCCAAUAGGAUAUGUAGAGGGCAGUCACCUGAGCUUCAGCUGACUGAAGGCUGGCUUAAGAUCAGCUGAGUGUAGCCUUUAGCUUGACUCUGUGCCCUGCCUGAACUACCACUAUGCUUCAUUUGUUUUACACACUCAGGAUAAAAUUAGCUUAAAUAGCACAUUUAAAAAUAAUCACAGUUGAACCAAAACACUGCACGCCUCAAGAUUUACCAUCUGAGACAAAUGCGGGUCUAAAGACUCCCAAAACACAAGACACACAUAGAAGAAAUUUACAGUCUUAAGUUUGAAAUUGUCAAGCUCAACAGACAGAAUUUUGAGUUUUCCUAUUUGUACUGAAAAGUCGAUUUUACUUUGGGAACAAUAAAAGCUCAGAUAAAACAUCAUAUUUUAAAUACGCUAUUAUGAAAAGAAUAGUUUCUAAGUAAGGCCAAAAGCACAGUACAAAGAUAGAAAAGAAGAAGGAAAUAAAAACAUUAAAAUUCAGCUCAAACAGACUGAAUAACUUCAUCAGUUACAUAAUUGAUUUAUUCCUUGUGUUCUUUGUUUGAAAUACCAGCAUUUCUCGCUUUUCUCUGGGUUAUCCUUGUUUGAAAAGUGAGCUUUGUAGAUCUGUCCUUGAAUCUGGUUUUCAGAAAAGCAGAAAGGAAAAUCAUCCAGAUCAGUGGAGACAAAACAGACUUUGAUGUCUUUAUCUUUUCACCUCUAGUUUUGUAUCUUUUAUUGAUGUUUUUCUCCUCUGAUGCAGCGGUGAGGCUUGUACCCUCACUUUUACAAAGUUUCAGAGUGUAUUAGUGACUUUUAGAGGUAUCAGUGUGAUGUAUUAGAUGAGGUUGGCAUCAGCUGUGUUUGUGUUGACCACAUACUAGGAGGUGUGAUCACUGAGCAGUGCAGAGGCUGUUACAUACUCAGUUAUUAUCCGCCUGUUAGUGUCCUGCCAGCAGCCACAUGCUCACUCAGCCGGACUCUCUUCUCCAUUCACUCACUCCGUCUCCAUUCACAAACCAGCCUCUAAACCGUCUCCAUUACACCACAUAUAAAACUCUAGAGAGAGGAGCUGGCCGCGCAGGUGCUGACGUAGCUGAUGGACCUGCUGACUGGGAGAUUUAUGGAAGAGGUGUUUGGACUCACACCUGGCGGGGAGCAGCACCAUCAUACUAGCUCCACAAAAACCUGCAGCUCACGCGGAAGUUUUCAAUUUGGACUAGAUAAGGGUCCAGGAGAGUCCACGUGGAUCGGCUGGAGAUCCAGAUCCUAUUAUCACCGUGCCCUCCAUCCGCUCCCCUCGUGUUGGCGAGCACACAGCGAGCCCUGACGAUGAGCCAGACACUUCAAACAGUCUGAAAACACAGCUGUGCGCUCAGAGGAGAGCUUUGAUCAUGCUGCAGAGCGUCCACUUGUUUCCUCUUAUUCACUGAUUCAUCUCUUAAUUUGUUUGCUCACUCUGUUUCCUUUUGCAAUUGCAGAAUUAAUUAGCUGUAACAUUACCUCAGGUUGAUGAUGUCUGGCUGAACAUGUCAACUAAAAAUAGAAGCAGACUUCACACCAUAGAAACCUUUUUCUUUAGGUCUGUAAAGCUCCUAAGAAGUUUUUCUGUGACUUCAGUGUUGACUUUACUUUUUUUAAAUGGACAGCAUGCUAAUCUGGUGUAGAAAAGUGAGGCCAAAUUGACCCCAGGUGAGAGCUGAAAUCUUGCCCAUUCAGGGUCAGGGUCGUGACUUGAAAGGGCAGGAUUGCAGCCCAUUCCCUCCUGUCCAAACACACUUUUCCUCAGGUGGGUCCAGUCCAUAACAGGACAGAUUCUUGAGCUGGUUUGAAGCAAAUUCACUAGAUUAUAGAAACUAAUGACUCUGUAUCAGUGUUUAUUAAGUUUCUUCUUUUUUUUCUGUUGAGAUAAUGCAAGGUGAGCACAUAAUGUGAAGCUUCAGAAUGUGUCAGUCUGGAGAGGCUGACACUAUUAUGGGGCGUUCACAUCAAGCGUGAGUAAAAUCAUCUACUCACUUAAUUUGCAAGUAUAUUAGUGCAUGAAUUAAGCAUAUUUACUUGCUUCAUUUGCUCGAAUAAUUCACUCUAUUCAUGAGAAUCAUUAUUAUUUGGUUUUUGGGACGUCUAUAAUUUUUUUUUACCCAAAUCCUGUCAAUACAAGUGUUCACAUCAGUGAUGUUUUCCCGUCCUGUGAUAUUAAUUUUUAAUAAAUUUUUUCGUAUCACGAUCGAAUUUUCUAAAGUUUCGCAUACUGUGUGUCCACUUCUGACUAAUCAGAUUUCGUGUUGUUGCGACGUCAGAUUCACCGGUAUAUCCAACAUAGCCGACCGGCUGAUUGAGUGCUUUUUGAUUUAAAAAAAAAACACAAACAUUACAAAGAUAACGACCAGAAGGACAACUUGUGGAGAGACAUAGCGUCGGAUCUCUCAUAUGACGAUAGUUUGUGUGAUUUAACAGUUUGCUAAACAUGUUUGUUUUAACUUUCACUUGUGCUAAGUAACUUUAGCUCAUAAGCUAACCUGUUCAGAUGCAACAUACCAUAUGUAUUCUCACUGUCUCAAACUCAACUGUGUUGCUGUCACAGCACCAUUAGGUCUCGGUUGUCACCUUACAUUUAUGGAUUAUAGUGUAAUGUGCUUAUCUGCUAUUGGCCCUGACUCAGUACAUGCUAUCAUGACAGACAGUCAUCUCAACACUAGUGUCUAAUCAGAACUGAAAAACAGUCAGUCUGCUGUUGUGUCAGUCUUCUUGCUUCCACCCGGGACGCGUCUUUUUUCCCCCCCGGAAAGUCGCAAAAUCGCAUUGCGCUUGAUGUGUAUAGUCAAGCGCGUGAAACUUCGCCUCCGAAUAUUUCGUAAUUUCACGUCCUAUAUUUGCAUUCACGGUGUAUCUGUGGAUAGCUAAUUUCAGCAGUGAUUCUUGCCAGUUCAACCCGUGGGGUCAAGCGAGCUCCUUUUUAUUCCUGUUAGGAUGAGGGUUAGGGUAAGGGUUAGGAGAUUUAGAAGUGCGAUAAUGCUCUGUAAUGUUCUGUUCAAUGUACAGAGCCGACUGCCUGGGUUCGGCAGGAGGGUGUGAUGAUGUUUCCAUCUUUUCUAGCCAAUCAGAGGCGAAGGAGGCGGGACUUUCUUCCACCAGUGUGCGUGUAUAUUUAUUUACGAUAAGCUUGUCCUCCAUUUUCCACACCUUCAGGUCCAUUUCCAUAUGUCCACAUGAGUCUUCGUGCUGAUUGGUUAUCGUGACGCGAAUAUUUGCUUGAGUUGAGAUAUUUUCAACUUUCAUGUCUUGUCACAUGUAUGUUCACUAUUUGCACAGUAAUAAGUGUUGCUGAGUAAUGCACCUCUAUCUACUCUCAGAUCCAAUCAAAAAUAACAACAGAAGGUUAAGAUAACACAAACCAAAAGAAAAAGCGACAUUUUUCAAAACACAGAAACUCAUAAAUUAUAACGCAGAAACCAUGUUUGUGAAAAAGUUUCACUGAUGUUCAUCAUGACUUUUAACUUUGAGCUUCUGUGUGUUUCAUCUGUCUUGACUGAAUUUGUGUCCAGCCAGAAGGAAGAGCUCUAAAUAUUUGGCUUCACUUUGGGGAAGCUGUUAUGAUUCCCACCUUUUUGCACAGCCUCCUGACUUUGUUCAUUUUUAUUUCUUUUCAGGAAAAACUCCAAGAUACCUGAUGGCCCCUCGACUUCAAUGAACGCAAGCUCAUCAGGUAUGUGUCUAAAUCUAGAUUGUAUAACCAACGAUUGAAGUAAAGGACCUUUACAUUCAUGCUCUGAUGUGUACAUCUAAGAUCCAAGGUCUAAAAUAAGUGUCCUUUUUUAAACGUAUGUUCUUUGUCUUUGUAAAAUGAAACAUUUUACCAUCAGAAUAAUCAGAUUUGUCCUUCUACAAUGCUCACAGUUUUUUCAAGCGAAGCAUCUUUUUCUAUUUAGAGACACUCAGUUUUUGCCCUUUUAUUCUGUUCUACCUCCAGUAGAUGUUCUUUUCCAAACAUGAAUAUUUAUAGAUGUUGCUGUCCAAAUUUUCUCUCAGAGCAGCUUCAUCUAUCAAACAUAAGUAUUAUUAUCUAACAGAAAAUGACGGUUAGUGGCUGACAGGUGGUGUUCUAAAUACAGUGACUUAGUGAAAGCUCAGUUUAUCCAGAAAAUUGAGUCAAUGAAAUCUGCUGCCAGCUGCUGCUGUUUACGCUCCUCUUCACUCAGCUGUCUGGCAUGACUCCCCUCUUUCUUCUAGGUGUGACAUCUUUAAUCCCAAAGAGUCGGGCCUGCAGAGCCGGAGUGAUGGACACUGCCAAGGCCUGGGAAUGCUACAUACAGCAGGAGGAGUAUGAGGAGGAGAGAUUCAGAGGGCACAGAUAUGAUUGGCAUCAAAGAGGAGGCAAAAACAAAGACAGGAAGAGCAGCAGAUCUGCACGCAGCAGGUGAGUCUUUACCUGGAAUAAUUCAAAGAUCAAGUUAACGGAGGUCACUUUAAGGUAAUGUAUGCAACUCUUUAAGCAAGACACAUUGCCCAAUCUUCCUCUGUGUCCCUCCUUUGACUCUGAGAUCCUGGAUGAGAAGACUGGUGCAAAUGUCUGCUGAGCAGCUGUGCUAUUCUGUAUUAGGCAAUAUAUAGAGUAUUGAUUCUGCUCCAGAUACCCUCUCUGCUGUAAGCCUCUUCAAUAUGUGUGCAUUUGAGGUCUGUCUAUCUUACUGAAACACACAUGGAGGCAUGAGCAUAUGUGUGCAGAAAGUCUGAUUUUCUGCAAAGUGACAGAAAACUUCAAAGAAACGAAAAACAACAAAGAAAGAGGAGGAGGAGGAAACGGUCUGUUUGCCAGGUGAGACAGGAGGUGAGGGCAGUGUUGGCAUCAGUUCUGAGUCGUAAUUCAGCAGGACAGUCCAUUAUAGUAGUGUGUGAUGGAAGGUACUGUGUGAACUCUAUACUGCAGCUGGGAACCAAAACCUGAAAACACAUGGAAGUUAUAAAAGAAAGUAUUUGGCACCUGUGAGACUUCUUUAGCUGGUUCUGUUCUUAGAGUGACUUAACCUAGUCUAUAUUUUAUCUACACUGUGGUAAGUGUGGUCUGUUCACCUUUGGGUAUCAGUGUGGUGGAGAGGUCUGCACUGUUACUUUCUCCUGCUGUCUAAAAACAUGCUUAUAGGCGAAUAGACCAUACCAUGGCAGAUGACUUCUUACAAUGUCAAACUUAAAUAUUAUCAUGUUUCGAUGCUGUUUUCUAGAUCAUAAGUCGUGUAAACCUGAUACUCGUUGGCCAUUUCACAACUUCCAAAUAAGCUGCUGUGUAGAUUGUAAAAAAAAAAAAUUCAGAGAAAGACAGGCUGUAUUUGAAGCUAAAGACAGAUAUGGCAGACCAUUACCUAGCCACAGCUGACAUUAGCAUGUGGCCACUUCCACUUUACAUUUGUCCUGAAAAAUAUCAAAUGCCACUGGAAGGAAGAAAUGUUUUCUAAAGCGAAUUGAUUGUUUCAUGGAUGACUACUUAAGUUGCUUUAAAUUUCAUAGGUUUCUAUUUCUACAUUAUAUAGGCUGGUAGCCACUGGUGUUAUGGUUGAAUAAGUGACACUGUUAACUAGUGACUUUCAGCAUUUUAUCACCAUAGAUGAACUGUAAUAUAAUUGGGUGAAGGGUUAAUGACAUCAUCGAUUUGUUGACUUCAGACCUAGUGGACAGCAUAGAUGCAAAAUAGUAGUUUGUGAGCUUCUCUACCCAGAACAUGGCCUCUGUAAAAAUAUGGUCUAUUGGUGACUUUUAAUUUCCAGUAAAUGUGAUUAAGAUCAGUUGGUUGUCUGUUAGUUGACCUUUCUGGCAUUGACCUGCCUCUCGCCCAAUAAAAAUUGUGCUUGCCUCAGCCCCAUCCCCCGAGACCUUUAACAUGAUAUACAGAGGGAAUAAUGGAUGGAUGUGUAUUUGCCUUGUUUAUGAAAGUCUGAGAGUGUUCUCUGAAAGUUGUGCCCUGUGUCUUUGAGUGUGUCUACUCUCAUAUCUCUUCUGCUGUUUAUAGCACGACCAGUGCUGACUGUUUAAGAAAAAAAGCACAUAUAUUGUGAAGAAAUGCAAUCUCCUGCAAAAAAAAAAAAAAAAAAGUAAAGAGUAGUGUGAUGGAAAUCCUCCAGUUUUGCAGACCAGGAGGAAUUGUUGCCUGCAUAUGCAAAACUCUUUGUUUUCUCUUUGUUCUGGGCCAGGGUGCAGUCUACAGGAGGGAGUUUUUUUUCUGUAUUUCUGGCUCCUUCCAGAAUAUAACUGAGAGUUUGCUGCUUUGCACAGAGCCUGAGCCCCUCUCCCAGUGGCUCACAGAUGAUAAGAGCCAAUCGGAUUUCCACUUCAAUUUUUCACAUAGUGGCCUACUACCCCACAGUCGCACUCAAACCCUUAUGCUCACAUGCAUGUAGGAGACAAACUCUGUCCUACUUUUCCUCCUCACAGUCAGUGUGGACCAGUAGCCAGAUGUCUAUUUAAUUAUGAUCAACUCUGGCAGCUGCCAACUGUAAUACACACACAGCACAUCCUCCUGCUUCCCUUAGACACCUCUGCCGAGCUGAGGCUCAAACUGUGUGAAACAUUUUGCUGUGACAGAGCUCUUCUUCACUCAAACAGGAACAUGUUUGUGUCACAGAUGCCGAGGGUUUGUGUCCAUGACCAAAACACUGGACUCAGUGUUGAGACUGCAUGACCACAAACAAACCUUUAAAUAUGUACAUUACAACUGUAGUUUAUGUCCAUGGUUGUGAAGCUGUGAUGCUGUUUAAAGUUGUGGUUUUGUUUGUGUGCAGUAGUUUAAGAUGAAAUGUUGCUGAAGCUGCAAUUAAGAGUGAAAUAAGAAGUAUUUAAGUGCUCUGGAAAUAUCCUCUUCCGUCCUCUUUAGGUUGAAGCGUUUUCUUGUGAAUUCAUUUCUACAGGAUGACUGGCUCCAGUUUUGCAUACUCAGCUCAGAGAGAACAAUGUUGUAGGUCAAAUGAGGGAAGUGGGACAUGGGGACAGCUGGGCCGCUAAAGGCUAACUGCACAGGAACAAAAACAUGGGAAUCACAUGUGUGGGACAGAUGCAGUGGGAAUGUAGAGGAGAUUUAAAAUUUCACAUCAUAGAUUUGCUGUAAAGCUACAGUCAAAAUGUGUGCUAUCCACACCUUCUGUGCUCUGCUGAUGUAUUUGUCCUACAUUCUGGUCACAUGAUCAGGCUUCAUGCUGCUCGUGUCACACACACACACACACACACACACACACACACACACACACACACACACACACACACACAUAGGUACAGGUUAUGUGUUUUGUGUUAUGGUGAUUUAUGGCUGCGCUAGGAUCUAUUUUUAGAGUAGAGCUGGAGGGACCCAUCAUUAAUGUGUGGGAGGGAAACAGAUGGAGCCUUCCUCAGCACUGUCUCCAGCCACCCAUACCGUUCAUGUGUGAGGUCACAGCAAGGGUUACUUUGUGCUUUUGGGCUGCUGCUGCAGCCACAUGUCUUGCGCUGAGUCACACACACACACUGCGUGGCACGGCAUCAGCUACUGGUUAUCAGCUGUGGUUGUGCCUGCAUGCCUUAGAUUUACCACAGCUAAUAGACUACAAGAGCGAACACUCACACUCUGACCACACAAUACCCACUAAGUGAUACAAGCAGAAUCUCACCUUUAACAUCGUUAGGAAUAUCAACACAACUUGGAUGUGUAGAAAACUGCAGUUCCCUGAAUGGUCACUUGAGUCUGGCUCUAAAAGUGUUUGUCAGCCCUCAGUUCCUUGUUUGAAUAUCACCAUUCAGCAGCAGCCCAGUGGCCUGUUGCAACGACUCUCUAUCAGCUAUGUUUUAAAUUAGGGUCUAAACCAUAUACACCAUGGACACUCUCCUAGGGCCUCAUAUAUCAACCGUGCGUAGAAAAGGUUCUAAAUUCUGGCAUAGAAAUGAAAUUUAGAAUGUGCAUAAGUACAAAAAAAUCUGUAUUUUUUAAACAUGCGGACAUUGGUUGUACGCACACUGGUAAGUAAUCGGUGAUGAUAAAUCCCACCUGUUUUUUACUACUGUGCACAUGCAUGGUUGGGGUCAUUUGCAUUUAGAGACGCCUCCAAUUGACCAUAUAUGGUAUCAACAAUUCCUUUAAAAUGCGUGAAUGGAUUUUCCCGCCUUGCCGAAAUCAUGGAGGUGCACACUCACAGAGCUGUUCUACAGAAUAAAUGAGUCGUGCGUUCUUCCAGGCCACCGGGCAACAAUGUUUACAGAUACUUAUGUGCAUCUCAGAUUAUUUGUGCAUUGACUGAAUGAAAUCCUUUUCUGUUGACAUAACUGAAUUCAUUGUGGGAAGGUGCUUUUAUUGCAAUCUGGGUGCAAUCUAUGGCUCCAAUUAUGUUUGGGAAUCCAGCGAUGGCGUGAAAUCCUCGUUUUAUUUCGGCUUGUUGGUGUUGUGUGUAUGGGAACUGGAUGUAAUUGAGGCCAGAGAAAUUAUUGCACCGGCAUGAUUCUGCUUAGCAUUGGCUGUGAAAUGCUGCAUAUGUCUCCAAUAUCACGCUGAAAUGUUCCGGCAGGGUGGACAGGAGCUGUAUGUACACUAGGAUGGCUUUGGUGUGUUUUGUCUCUCGCUCCAACACGGGUUGUAAAUCACGGCAUAAACCCAUUGAAAUAUUUUUUGGGGAAGCGGUACCUGCUGAGAAGCCACUCUGAAUUCUUACAGAUCAGCACAGUCUUUGAAAAUGCGCUCCCUGCAGAGCAUACGGUUCUCCAAGUCCUUCAAUAGCGCAAAAUAAGCCAUGAUACUUGUAUUUGUACUUGUAAGACUUCUUUUGAGGUUGUUCUGUCACAGUUGACUUCUAUAGCUUGUCACACUAAUCAUUCAAAAUGUCUGCUAAAUAAUUGAUAAAUUUUGUAUAGAGGCAAUGGAGAACAUGCGUGUAGUUUGAGAUUGCUGAACGCUGUGACUCCUUUAAUGAGUUCUAUUUGUAGUUUUACUGUUCUACUACUAGAUUUUGUGUGGACGCAUGGUCAGAGUUGUGCCUAAAUUUACGCACGUUCCUCAGCACAAGUACAGGUUGAUAAAUUCCAUACAUUGCAUGGGAAUGUUCAUACGCACUCAUUACGCACACAUCUGUGCGCACCCACGGUUGAAAAAUGAGGCCCCUGAAGAACACAUAAUAAAUAAAGAUUUAUUUUAGUUGGCACACCACACAGUUUCACUGUGGUAACAUUACAUUAGCUUAAUCAUUACCUCAUAAUUCUUUUUCAUAUUUUGCGUACGUUUCUGCUGCUGUCAGUUGAGCAAUGGGAGUUACCAUUGAUUAUUUUCAGCCAUUAGCCUGUUUAGAGGCAGUCCAUCAUAAGAGUAAGCACUUCACCAAUCACUUCACAAGGUGAAAAGAUUUUAUCUGAUUGACUACCAGAAGUGUAAACCUCAUAUUUUGGUUAGUUUAGAUGUUAUGAUCUACUAGCUAGAUUAACUUUACACCCAAAGAGGCAACUAAACAAAGGCACAACUGGAUUAUUUUCAAUAUAUAUCUAGGUAUGGCCUUUACACUCUAACGUCAACAAAACUUAUGCAUAGCUGGUGCAACAGACCAGUGGAAUUUAAGAGUUAGUUGAAUGGAUGGUUGACAAACCAACUGGUGACAUCACAGUGGCUGAGUCCAUUAUUUUCCCUGGCUAUGCUGCUCACAGAUGGGUGCAGGCAGGGGAUGUAACAUGAACAUUUGGUCAACACUGACUGCAGCUCACAUCUCUGUAUGAUAAAUGUAUCUCACAUCUUUCCAGCUGGAGAAACUUCAGACUCAUCAUUGUCUCUUUCAUGUGCACAUAUGCUCAAGCUCACACAACAUGCACUUUCCACCAGUCUUGGUCCAUUUCUCACACAUGGUACAGAUCUACCCACUGAAAAGAGACAUAAACUCUAUUUGAAUUCCCUUCAGCAGGAAAGCAUGCACACUGAAGUUCACUGGAUCAUAAGUGAGCAGAGGAUUUCCCGCUGCGAUGAGGAAAUUAAAAUGAUAAUUGUAGCCCUGCUUAAACGUGCACUUAAAGCUUCAUUAGAAAGCGCUGUAAGGCUGCUUCACCGUUAACAAAGGCUUGGCUGACUCCGAAUACAGAGCAGAAGCUGAUCAUUGAAAAAAGGCGGAUGUAAUACAAAGCAGUGGAAGCAAAUUAGGGCUCUUCUAAUUUGCAGCAGCUAAAACGUGGUUAUAAGACUAAACAGCCUCCAAACAAAUUAAGACCUGUCAACAACAACAUCUCUAGUCUAUUUGCAAUAAUGCACAAUGGAGUUCUUUCCUUCUUAUUGAAAAAACUUUUUCAGAAACUUCAUGAAACUGUCUCGAGGUUUUAAAAAAAGACUCCUCUGUGCAGCUUUGAUGGCAUCCUUCUGUUGUGGAUGAACAUUGUUGUCCUAGUUCCAGCUUUGGAGGCACUCUGUGAUUCAAAUUACAAUUUUUCCUUAACUUUAGGCAGAGCUGGAUGGAGUAAAACCUGCUUUUUGCUUGACUUCCCUCAGCUGCUUUGUGCCUGAUGCCACUCUUAUCCUGGCUUCAGGGUCUGUCUUAGAGCCUUUCUUUUCUUCCUCCUACAUCUGUUUUUAUUCUGCCCUCACCAACAUGCUCAGCCCUCACUGCGACAUACUCUCUGUCUUUCUGACUCAACUUCAUGUAUGAAACUCAUUUCUUACAGAGCUAGUCUGAGCUCUGAACCUAAUCAAUUUUAAUGUUCCCUCUACACAGCCGAGUUUUCUGAGCGUUGGACCUUCAGUCUGUUUUUAAAUAUUCAACACACAGCAUCACUUCAUGUCUCAGCUUUACUCACAUUGCUGCCAUAGCUUACUCCGCAUGUGGUUCGUCAUUCCUCUGCGAUGAAUACAAGAAAUCUCAGCCUAUAGGGACACUUCACUUGAAUUAUUUUUCUUGUAAAUGUGCCAUUUUUCUCUGAGCUGUAGGUUUCAAAUUCUUUUUGUAGAUUUAAGUCAACCUAAGCCCCAAUUUUCCAUAAUCAUCUGUCUUGAAAUGUGAAAGGUGAGGGUCAAACAUAUUGGGCACAGUUUGGGAUUGACUGAUUUAACUGAUAGGUGAGUGCGUUGUAGGUGUUUCCCAGAGGGCUUGGCCACCACAACAUCCCACUCCUUCGUUGGGUUCAUAGGCUGUGUCCAAAAUGAAUCACUUAAUCCCUAACCCCUAAUUCCCCAUAUGGAGUUUCACUAUAUAGUUGACUAUGUAGUGAACUCUACUACAUGGCAAGACGCAAUGCAUGACAAGAUGCCCACCACCUGUGAGUGAUCAUCGGAUGGUCACUACGUUUUGCAAUUCUUUAUGGGAAAUUUUGAGUUGCCUAAAUGGGGCACUGGAAUUGAUCACUCAGUUUUCAGACACCCCUCAAAAUGGCGCUAACCCCCAUAUAGUCACCGAUGUAGGGGUUAGGGAUCCAUUUUGGACACAGCCAUAGACUGUAUAUACUAUGGACAACUUGGCUCCACCUUCUGCCAUUAUAUGAGUUUGAAGCUGAUUUGCUCUUGGUAUUUCUGGGAUUUUCUCCACUUCCUGAAACCACCACUCGUGCAGUAAUGUUUUAUGGAUUUUAUCACUUGUGCUGUAGUGUUGUACGCAUUUGGCGGUAGAGUCGCUGUAAUAAUGCUCGGCUCAAACAGGGUAUCCCCCUGGUAUCCCCCUGUGGCUAUGCAAUCUUCGUAUGCCCAUAGGCUGUAUCGUGUCAAUCAUAGAAAACAUGAACCCCCUAAUAACUUUUAAAAUGGAGCUGUACAGAAAGAAGAGGACUUGAGCACAAACCAGUCUUAGAAUAACUACAUGUCAACAGCGCAACCAGGGGGAAGAAAAAUCGGGAUUCAUGACCUAUACUGCAGCCAGUCAGUGGAGGGUGCUGUUCUCGGGUCAGCUUCACUCAGCAAGGAGGCAGACGGCAUCCACUCUAUAUACAGUCUAUGUUUGGUAUUUGGUGAGCAUUACAGUUAGCAGUAUGGCCCUUUCACAUACUUGUUUGGAAGGCCAAAGCGUGAGGCUGGGAGAGCACACCUCUCCUCUGUUUCAUUUUACAUUAUAACAUUCACUGUUAAUUUGAGUGAAGCCCCGACAGGAAUAAAAUACCAGCAGCAAAUAAUCUUUUCCAUAUUUGUGGUCUGUGGUUAAUUUGAUGCAAAUGGUGCGGAUUCUCUCUGAAAUAAAUACAGUAAUUAAAAGAUGAUUAUACCUCAGGGGCUAGAGGUGGGUAAUGAGCAGCAAGUUUGAUUAUUUUGGUUUAAAAAAAGGCAGUAAAGUUGCUUUAAUUAUUCUGCUAUAAAGAUUUUGAGGACUAACUGGGGAUUUAGAGAAACAUUUCUUCAUUAUAUUAACAGAAGAUGUUUUCUGUCUCCGCAUGUUUACUUUGGUUUUAUUUCAGUUGUGUGUUACUAACCAAUCAGCUUCCUGGAAAAAAAAAAAAAAAACUGGCUUUACACUGAGUAUAACAAGCACUCUUCAAAGCAGGGAGUAAAAUUCAGAGCAUGAGGGAUUUUUAUUUAAGUCUCAAACCGUCUACAAAGAGCGGGAAUGUUUCCAGCUCUAUAAAUAGAUAAUGAUACUGACAGAUGUAUUUUAAUUGUGCAGAGAUUUUAUCAUCCAGACAGUGCUGAUGCCUUUACACCCUCAGAUCAUCUCUGCAGCUUAGAAUUACAUAAAAUGACUUUGUGAUGAUAUUAGGAAAACAAAGCUCAGCGGGAGCUUUCUCUCAUGUGUUUCACAUUUUUUAGUAGUUUGUUCAUCUUAACAAAAAGAUACACUUAGACAAAGUUCCUACAGUAAUCACAGCCUGACUUUAACUUUUGGAAAUGAGUUUCAGACAUCCUACAGCUCCUUGUUCUGCAGGGAUUAGAUUAUCUAUUAUCUUUUUAGACUUUGCCCCCUUUUUUAUUCGUAUCAAUCUUCUGAUCCACAUCUUUUGUCUUAAACCUCUCUGCAUUUGAAUCGUACAACAAAGACUCAAAAUCUGUAUGCUAACUUGGCUCCUCUAAAAUAUGUGUGCCCGAUAAAUCACAGUCUGCAUAUUAAAUGCAAGAUCUUUUUAAUGACACUCAAAUAAAGAUCAGACUUGUUUCAUUUGCUCCGAGCCUGUAUUUAGUCUCUUCGAUUAAUGUCAUCUGGCCUCUUAUGAAUAUUUAGAAGAAUGCAAACCAGCAGGAGCCCUUAAUUUUUUCUAAGUAAGACUGACUGUGCUGUUCCUUGCAGACACAUGGCAUCAUGGGAUUUGUCAGAGCUACUAAUAAGGUCACAUUAGCAGAAUCUACAUAUUAAUCAGCUCUGAUAUGUAAAUAUGAAGCAUGAUAUUCACAGUGUGGAACAUGUUACGAGAACAGGUGACACUAGAGACAGAGGGAGAGACAGUAAAGCCAGUCAAUGUUGGGAGAUAAAGAUGUCAACCAAGAUGCUGCAUAACAGUGUCGAAACUGGUCUCUGUUAUUAGGUAUUAGCAGACUUUGGAGUCUGCAAGGAAAACUGUCUGUAUGGAGAGCAAAAGCAGGAGGAACACAAUCCACUGUAAUGACAUACCCAGCUGCAACUGACAGUGAUCUGAGGAGAAUUUAUUUCUCUAUGAACAGAUUUCUGCACAGAAGGUCAGCUAACAGUCUGUUUUGGAUUAAAUAUUAACAUUAAUAUUAAUAUUAAUUAAUAUUAAUAUUGUGAGCUUUAAAUCUUCUUGGCACAGUGUUUGUGUCGCAAACGACAAACAACAUUACGAUUUCCCAUAUCCUGAAAUACAUAAGAUAGUGGAUCUGACAAACAUUUUCAAUGAUUUUUUUUCUCUAUGAGGACAGACCUGACAAGGCUUGACUUUUGACUUUUUAAUAAUCCGCAUCAUUCCCCCAUCAUGAGGGAAUCAGUUGAAUGUCAUAAAAAGCAUUUUAUGAUCUUGACUUUUACAUUCAUUCUUUUUGCCAAACCCCUUUUGAUGAUGAUUAACGCAUGUACGCAUAAGUAUCUUGGUAACUUUUUUUGCCUAAAUUAGUCAGUUUCCUCAAAGAUGUAUGAGGGCAAAGACUUGUGUUUUCAAAGAAUCUGGCCUUUUGCUGGCUUCAGCACAAGGACACAGCUGUGAUUCUCCGGAUGACCACAUGCUCCACCAAACUGUAGCUGAAAUAACAUCUUCUUCUCCACAGGUCAUUAAGUCUUGCAUUUUAUCUCUCUGCUCACAGCAUCAAUUUAAUCAGGCUGAUAUUACUUUCAUGUUAAUUGCAUCAAUCACAAACUGUGUUUGAUAUCGUCAGUCAGGCUGCUGGAGUCUCAUUUUAACGACUGCAGAGACGGAGUGGACAUAAUUACACUACGCUCUGGCUCAGACUUCUUAUGAAUCCUGUAAUUCUGCUUUGACAGGCCCAGGAAUACUAAUGUAUACAAUCAUAAAAAGUGAAAACAAAUCCUGAGGCUGCCAUGCUAUAACUUACUCUCUCUAACACAGCCUCCUUGGGAACUGUUUCCCCAUGUUCCUGGUGUUAUGUGAGCUGGUUGUUUCUCUGUUAAAGCUAAUGGCUCUGAGCAAGAACAAAUGUGGGCCUGGGGUCCUAAUCCCAGCUGCUAACAGAGGAGCUGUCUCCAAAUAUUGAAUAUAUUUAGCUUUGUGCUCGCAACAUCUCGGCCCCUUAAGGCUCUUUCUCUCUCUCUCUGCUCUGUGGAGCGAGAAAUGGUUAUAAUCACUGCAACCAUGUGUGAGCCUGGUGUUAUGUGCAGCUGGUACUGUUUCCUCUUCACUGUUAAAGCUAGAUGGCUCUGAGCAAGAACAAAUGUGGGCCUGGUCGGUCCUAAUCCCAGCUGCAAGAUGUGCCAAGAGAGUGUUAGUGAGAGGAAAAACAACGCUGCACAGUUAGAUUUCUUUUUAGUGUGACAACUAAACCAACAAUAUCUGUAUUCAGUAUUUUCUGUUUGGACCUUCAGAGACUUUUCUUUUUUAACUUUUUCUAAAGAUUUGUGUUGUGAAGUUUGUGUUUAUCAGGAAGCAGCUCAGGGAAAACUGCUCAAGUUUCUCUUUAGAAAAACAAGGUCAGGAACAAGAACUAACAACAUUGUUUUCUUUUGAAUCAGGAGAAAAAUAAGUCUUCAUAUAUUAUGUAACAUAAUUUGGAUGUAUCAGCAACUGUGGAGAGUUGGCGCUGUAAUCCUCAUUAUGUAGAAGCAGGAGAGAUGCAGCUGAGAUUUCAUCUUCACUGAGUAUUCUGUUUAUAUGUAUGCCAUCCGCAGAAAAGUUAACAUAACUGAUCAGUUAAACACAAUGAGGAGAGUCUGGUAGGGGGUUACCUGUAAUUAUCUUGGUCUUUUUUCAUUUUUGGAGGAGAACUAGUUUGUAAGGUCAGCCUGUGAUUGGCUGGAUCCUUGAUGACAGACUAUAAAAUGGGCCAGUAAAUGCCUCCAUCAAACUAGAAUUUUCUAUUUACACUAUAACACACACACACACACACACACACACACACACACACACACACACACACACACACACACACACACACACACACACACACACACACACACACACACACACACACACACACACACAUACACAAAAAAACUGCAUUUCAAGUUAGAAUCACAAUAAAACAACCUCUGGUGUUGAUAAGUGAAGUCAGUGCAGAAAUGCAAAACAAACUGCAGUUUUUUUUCUUUUAGUUCAUUUGAGACCGUCUCAAGAAGCCAAGGAAUCCACAUAAAGCCUAAUGCUGAAAUGUCCAUUUCUUCCAAAGCAGAAAUUAGUCAUAGCUCAGGCAGGCCUCAGAAUCAGCCCACAGUAUAUCAUCUGGUACUUCAGGUAAUUGCAGUUGAUGCAUCUGAUUGGCUAAUGUCAAAACUGGCCCUCUAUUUCAUCUAUUUCAUGCUUUGUCCAGGUUUACCACUGUCAUACGCAUUUUCACAGUUGCCUACUCUGUGAUAGGCUGGUGACCUGUCCAAGGUGUACCCUGCUUCCUGCCCAAUGACAGCAGGUCAAUCUCAGAUAAAAUAUAGUAUAGAUAAUGGAUGAAUAAAUGGAUUGGUUGUUAUCAUAAGGAUAGCUUGGCCAGUGUUACUCGCUGUGUACAUCCAACUCAACUCAAGAGAGCCCAUGUGAGGUGUAGCAACAUCACAGGACUCCACGACAUCCAUUGGUUGAACAAUUAGUUUGGAUUGGAGGAUUUUGUCCAGUUGGUGUCCAACAUUUUACAAAUAUGUGUCAGCCCUAUGAUGAUGAUGAUGAUGAUGAUGAUGAUGAUGAUGAUGUGUCACAGUUCUUAAGGAUGAACACAAAAUAUCCCAAUUGAAAAACUUUAACAAUGGACCAUUCAUGGUCAGAGAUGAUGCUAACAGACUGCAGGUGUUAAAGCACCUUGGCUGGGGAUAUCAGUGAAGUCAGAAUUAAGCAGGUGCAAAAGAAACAAAACUGAAGUGAUCAAGGACUAAAGUGACAACUUCAAUAGUGACAGGCAACUUUGGGCCCUGGAGCUCCCAAUAAGGUCAAUUUUGACAAUCACAUCCACUAAUUACAGGCACAUGAAACACAAGAGGGAAAUCAAGAACAAUAUAGAGACCAGAGGGCUGUCACGGCACGUUUCUCUGAUCAUCUCUCUGUGAAUUGAAAAUCUGGUUACUGUGACAACCUGCAGCCUGGAGCUGUUGUCACUAAAGUUUUAUUAUGUUUGAUUAUAUAAUAUUGAAUGUAGUGGAUGUGGCCUCGGGCCUUUGUUCAGGGAACUGCUGUGUGUAUUGUACGGUAAAAAGUUGUAAAUUUAUCUUGUGUGAGCUAUAGGCUGCCCUUAAGAAACCCCAGCAUGCAGCAGCUCCCCAGGCGUCAGCUGUAACUCUGAGCUCCUGCAGGUGUUCAACCUAUGACCGCCUGAUAUACGUGAUCCUGCUCUGUUUUUUUGUAAAGCAUUUUUUUUAGGUGGUAUGAGGUGAGAGGAGGUGUGAAGUAAUGAUCGGUCCUGUGGGCUGAAUAAUGGCCCAAUCCUAAUCUCCUCCCCAAAGCCUGAGCACUGAACCCUCUUAUUGAUGUCAGGUGUGCAGCAUAAGUGCGUGUGGGAGCAUGAGGAGGGUGGGGUAAAAGUGAAGAAAAGGACACACCAUUUGAUGGCAUCACACAUUACCUGGAGGCAAGUUAAGCCAUUAUGUAAUAAGAAAUGAAGAAGACCUCCAUUGUGCGUUUCGUUUAAAUUUUUUUUUUUUACCCGUCAUGGCUUGCUUUGUUUGCACUCAGGUUUUUGAUUGAAACUUUAAUGAAUACAAUGUCCAAAUAUUUGUUUACAGUCAGUUAUGAGCUAGACGAUAAUGAUUUCACUCCUGCAAAGAAGGUCUGAAGAAAUAUUGACUCGUGGAAAGAUUGAUGCAGACUGUUUUUGAAACACUGAAUUACAGACGCCUCACAAACUUGAUGACUCAUUUAGACAUAAUUAAACAGUCAGAUACUUGAGGCAGACUUACUCUGAAAGACUUUUCAAGACCUUACAAUUCGCCCAUACGGAGCCCGGGAGGUGACUUUCUUUUUUUUUUUUUAACGCACUGCGAUAUAUUAUCUCGCACGUGUGUUUUAUUACAUUGCAGGUGCGAUUUAACUGUUCCAAAAUCAUUUCCUGCAAGUCCAAAUAUCGCUGACAGUAAAGAGUCUGUGCUUUAAGGAACCAGAUUAGGUGUUUCCUACUCAAAAUAAUACCAAAUGUGCACAAGCUAUAAAGUUUCUCUUUGUGAGUCAUACCUAAAGAAAAGAAAAUGUUGAUAUUAUGCUCUCUGUCCAAGACACUGUCCUUCUUCUCUCACAAAGAUACGUAUAAAACGCACUUUCGAAAUACUGAAUCGCAUGUGCGAAUUAAAAAAAAAAGUAAAAGUUGAUGUCACCUCCCGGGCUCUGUAUGCCCUCAAGUAUACAGAUUAAAAAAAAAGAUUUUUUUCUCUGUUUAAAAAAAAAAUAGUUCUGUCCACACCAGAAGGUUUUUUGAAUAUUCCUCUGUCCUAAUGACAGUUUGAAACACUUAUGUAAGCAUGCCAGAUCAGUCGGUGGCAAUAAUGUGACAACAUGAGAGUAAUUAAUUCUUUUGAUGAAAGUGGUCCUGACUGAAAAUGGAGGAGCUGGGGUGGAGGUGGGUUACAAAGAUUUGCAGAGGAAGCAGGAAGAGUAGGCAGGCCGGAGUAAUUUGAAUAGAACCAACGUUUUUCGACAUUUGCCAAAGUGGCUGGGUUGUCAGCUGAGAUGGGCUGGUGUUAAGACAUCAAUAGAUGUACUUUGGGCUGAUUCUGACUCUCAUGGCCUUUCUGAACUAACACUAUGCUCCAUUGUCAUCAGGUGUGGCCCCUCUCAGAGUGGUCCAGGCUUUAUCUUUGUCAUAAAUGGAGAACCUCAGCCUUAGAUGACCUGAUUUUCUUGUAGUGUGUGCUUUGGAUGAUACUGCAGCCUGACAGCAGCUUUAAUGGAAAGGUCUCACUGUGACACAAAUGUUAUGCUCUUUGUUCCUCAAAGUGUUGGUUGGAGGGAGAGUUUGGAGGCUCAGGCAGGCAGCGGAAGGCCCUGUGGCUCUGGUUUUGUUCCUUUGAGUUCUGACUCAUUCCUGUCCCAGAAGAAGGGAGAGAAAAGAGCAGCAGUCUCAUGAGCUCUGCCUCUGACUGCAUCGAUUCUGAAUAAAAACUACCUCUAGUUUCACAGACACUUAAAGUCUUUUGGGUAUUUUUCCCCAGAAAGGAGCAACAGGGACACAGGAGGACAGCAAAACCACGGCACAAACGCCAAAAUGUGGAAAGAAGAGGACGCAAAAGCAGAAGAGGAAGAGAAGACAGAGAGGAAAGAAAGAAUAGAGACAGACAAGAGAGAGGGGGGAAAUCAUCUUGCAGGUAUCACACACACAUACACAAACACAUAUACACUGGUUCUAAUGAAAAAGGUUAAAAAACAACAGUGAUGUUAUGUGAUUGUGAUCUGUGUUUUAGUGGUGGCAGUCGGAGCAGGAGAGACACAGGAGAGCACAAAGACAGAAAGAAGAGACGCAAAAGCAGAGAGGGUAAAAGAAAAUAGAGAAGCAAAGAGACGGAAGAGACGCUCACUGCUGACCAAGAGAGGAAAUUAAAGUCUGAGUGACUCUCCGC